AUGAUCGCAUCAACGUUCAAGCUGGUCUUGCUCGCCGCUACCUUCGUUUCGCCAUUCGUGCUGGCCCAGAACGAGACCGAAGGCAAUAUCCCUGCAUGCGUAUCCACUUGCAUAAGCAGCGCGGCUUCGAUUGCCGGAUGUAACCCGACGGACACGGAGUGCCUAUGCUCGCAAUCCCAGUUCGCCUACGCCGUAGGCAACUGCAUCGGAGUCUCGUGCUCUGUCGCCAACAUCAACACCGGGCGCACGGCUGUCUUGGACCUUUGCGGUCUCGAGGCCGAUGAGCCCGCAGAAGGCGGCGAGGGAGAGGGAUCAACGAACACGACUACCACUGCCCGGAACUCCACCUCGUCUGGUGUCAGCGGCUCGUCCAAUUCCACGGCUUCUGGUGCAGUUGCCCUCCCCUCCGUCGUUCGGGCAACAGGAACUGGCGGCGUCUCGUGGAGGACACUCUUCCCCACGUCCACCUCAACCUCAACGUCGUCCACUUCCUCAAGCUCAGCUGUGUCCGCGAGUGGCGCCGUUGCCAACGUAGCGGCCCCUCCCAGCAGCUCCGCCACCAGCCCCGCCUCUUCGAUCUCCGCUUCAGGCUCCGCCGCCAGCGCGACCUCGACCUCGGCUCAGUCCGGCGGUGCCAGCACCAAUCUUCCCACCCGUUGGUUGAUGGGCGGUGCUGGUCUUGCCGCCAUCGUGCUUCUCGGCGCGUAA
This is a messenger RNA of Peniophora sp. CBMAI 1063, 708 nucleotides long. The record is from the annotation of a GenBank genome assembly. NCBI's taxonomy places the organism in Eukaryota, Fungi, Basidiomycota, Agaricomycetes, Russulales, Peniophoraceae.